This is a messenger RNA of Daphnia carinata, 2005 nucleotides long. RefSeq lists its product as uncharacterized. Gene Ontology annotation, cellular component: extracellular region. The record is from RefSeq and is a predicted model, not a curated record. Gene Ontology annotation, molecular function: chitin binding. Lineage: Eukaryota; Metazoa; Arthropoda; Branchiopoda; Diplostraca; Daphniidae. The transcript is spliced from 6 exons. Bases 111 to 1958 code for a protein of 615 amino acids.
GUCGGACACUGUCUCGUGCAUGUUCGCCACCCUUGUGCCAAUCUGUAAACAGUCCCGCAACACAAUUCGAGUUAAAAAUAGUUGGUUUAAAAUUAAACAUCUAAAUAAAGAUGCAUUUUGCAAGCCUCUUCAUAGGUGUGUUCCUCUUCAGCCUUUCGGUCGUGAUGGACUGUGCUAUCGUAGAAAGCAAUAAGACACCAGGGGAGUUCCAAAGACAAUCAACUCGGAUCGGACGCAAACUUCUCGGAAGCGCAGAUUAUCCGACCUUCCCGCUUGUUCCACCGACGUCAUUUAAAUGCAACCCGGGUAAUCCUGGCUACUUUGCCGAUACGGAAGGACUCUGUCAGGUGUUCCACCUAUGUCAGAUAGACGGACGCCACGAUAGCUUCCUCUGCCCAAACGGGACUCUCUUUAAUCAAAAACAUUUCGUGUGCGACUGGUGGUACAAUGUGGAUUGCGCCGCCUCUCCUUCGCUCUACGUUCUUAACGAAGUAUUCCGACAGCCGCAACUAUCUGGCCGGGAACACGCCAACGUACAUCCGCACAGCGUGAACGAAUUUGUCAAUCCCGAAGCGUCGAUACGAAGUUACGACGUCCCGUCCACUAUCUCACCCGCCAGACCAGAACCCAUCGCCAGCACGAACAACCGCAACCAACAAGCAGUUACGGCAACGAUCGCUAGCGGGCAGUCCCCUGUAGUAAGCCAUCAACAGUACGCAACGCAAUUCGUGAACGCGGGAGACAGAUACGGAUCGAAAGUCCCGGGCGUUAAUCGAAUGGGUGGCCUCGACACGGUCUUGCUUCAAAAUCAGAUCAUCAAUCGCGAUAAAGAUGAUUCCAUAACACCUGUUACAAACGCAGAUGUCCUGCUGGAAUUUACCGAGGCCACUCCGACAACCACCGAGUCGUUUAACCAGGAUGAAUUCGGUGCUCAUUUAAAGUUGCAAUUGGGAGUGGAUGAAGAGCUGACCAUCAUCCCGGUGACGACGAACGCAGCGUUCGCCAGCGAAAACAAUCACGCUGGCACGACGUUUCUAACUUUGCCGAACGAGGAUUCGUUCGUGAAAGUCGGAGGAAAGUUGGAAGAAUCAUCGGACGCUGCAGUCGAAUCAGUUCAGACCAACGGCGAUCAAUUGAACGACGAGUUAUCUACGUUCCAGCCUAAUCUAGCGGACGUUCAAACUUCAGCUGUUGUUGUCACGUUAAAUUCCCUGUCGGAGAGGGAUUUCGACGAUGAGUACAGGACGACUACACCGCUAACUAGUCCCACCACUGAUCCAGCAGCUCAUUUUCUCGAAGUUGCCAGCAAUGCGACGGAAGAGUCAACAGAGGACAUGGCGUCGAUAAAUAAAGUCAACACCGCCAACGCAGCUGUGGAUUUAAGCGAAUCAAACUUUGUGACUGGAUUAGAAGCCACGACUUUUCCAACAAUUUCGUUCGACACGGACGACGUGCAAACGCUGCCAGAAGUAAAGACAACAACGGCACCAGCUUUCAUAGAACCUCCCGUCAUUGAGGGUCUGACUUUCAACGUCAUCUCGGAUUCUAAGCCGCUCGAUUUCGGGACAAAAACAACCGAAGACAACGCCAUCACAACGGAUGUGCCUCUUAAUAUCCAAGUUUUUGCAUCGGCGUUUGCUGAAAGUUCCAGCGCGGGUGAUAACCUCAGUGCUGGUUUUAGCAACAGCAAUCAAUUGGUAACGACUACGGAAACAAUUAGCGAAUCCACUGCAUCUCUCGAUACGGACGCAACGUCGGUAUUAUCGACGACAGUUGCAUCUAUAAAAGGCGAUGACGCAGUCGCAUCAUCUUUGCUUGCUAAUUCCGACGCAAAGAAAACUCUCUACGAAAAGCUAAAACCGGUGAUAGCCGAUCGGCCAAACAUCCCAGCCAUUUAUGGACGAAAAAUCCCGAGAAACGGCACCAAAAUCACCAAGUUUAUCGUAAAUAAUCAAUAAUGUAACCUCAAAAUCAAUUGAACAUGACAUAAAUAUAAUAGAUAUAU